GUUAGCUGACACAACUUUGAAUAUAAACAAAACAUUCACAGCCAAGAAGUACAAACUCGUGCUCAAGUUCAUGGAAUAUCAAAUUGAAACGACUUAGAAAACAUAAGCAACUAAAUAAUGGUUCUUUUACAAAAUCUUCUCCUGGGAUCUGUGAAAAAAUCUACGCGGAGUCAUUUACGCGGUAAGUUUCUGGACAGUUUGAGACUCGCUGUCAAGGGCGGUCACGGUGGCAACGGUUUACCCAAGUAUGGUGGCGUAGGAGGACAAGGAGGAGCGGUUUACUUCGUGGCCAAGGAAGGCAAGACACUGAAGGAUGUCGUUCAAAAGUAUCGCGCCAAGAAGAUCUUCGCCGGCAAUGGAGAGGAAAGCAGCAAGAAUCGGAUUUUGGGGCGCCGUGGAUUGGACGAGCAGGUCCAAGUGCCUGUAGGUAUACGGGUGCUAGAGGACGGAGGAUCCCUCAUCGCUGAACUGGAUGAAGAGGGUAAGACGUGCUUGGCCGCUGGAGGUGGUAGCGGGGGUUGCGCUGGGAAUUCGUUCCUAGGAAAGACUGGACAAACGAGAACUUUGAAGUUGGAUCUAAAGUUAAUUGCUGAUGUAGGACUGGUUGGAUUCCCAAACGCCGGGAAGAGCACUCUCGUUAAGGCACUCUCCAAUGCUUCUCCAAAAAUUGCAUCUUAUCCAUUUACAACAAUACGGCCACAAAUCGGUACAAUCGAUUAUGAAGACUACCGCCAAAUAACAAUAGCCGAUUUGCCAGGGCUUAUCGAGGGAGCGCACGCCAAUUUUGGAAUGGGACACAAGUUCCUGAAGCACGUGGAAAGAACGCGGCUGCUGUUAAUCAUAGUGGACGUUUUCGGUUUCCAGCUGAGCCAAAGUCAUCGUAAGCGGAAUUGUUUGGAAAACAUCUACGCUUUAAACAAAGAAUUGGAACUUUAUGAUAAAACGCUGCUCGAGAAGCCAUGCGUACUCUUGGUGAACAAAAUGGACAAAGAGGGUGCUGUCGAGGAAAUUUGCAAAUAUGAUAAAUAUUUUGGGAAUUUGGAAGAUGGGAUUCAACAUUGUCCAGAAGAAUUGAUCCCAAAACAGCUCGUUAGUUUCGACCGGAUAAUACCAAUUUCGGCAAAAUGUAUAACCGAAAUCGAUAAGGUGAAACAUGCUAUUAGGGAAGUUUUGGAUGCAAGAGCGGAGGAACGAUUACACAAUGAAGCAAGGGAUAGUGCCAAUCUAGAAGGGCUUCGAGGGAAACUACGCGAAAAAGGCCCAAAAGUUGGCUGAUGAUUUUUUAACAGUGCGAAAAUAAAGUGUAGAAAUUGUAAAAAUGUGUAUGUUUUUCAAAAUCAUCUGCUGAACAAAGUAGAUAAAAUAAAAACAAUAUGAUCCAAUUCAUUUUCACGAAA
Messenger RNA from Armigeres subalbatus, 1397 nucleotides. Its product is annotated as GTP-binding protein 10 homolog. NCBI's taxonomy places the organism in Eukaryota, Metazoa, Arthropoda, Insecta, Diptera, Culicidae. Gene Ontology annotation, molecular function: GTP binding; GTPase activity. Bases 118 to 1275 code for a protein of 385 amino acids. Gene Ontology annotation, cellular component: mitochondrion. The record is from RefSeq and is a predicted model, not a curated record. The transcript has 4 exons.